Misgurnus anguillicaudatus (oriental weatherfish) is the source of this 3240-nucleotide messenger RNA. RefSeq names its product FHF complex subunit HOOK interacting protein 2B (gene fhip2b). Lineage: Eukaryota; Metazoa; Chordata; Actinopteri; Cypriniformes; Cobitidae. The record is from RefSeq and is a predicted model, not a curated record.
UCAGUGUUUACACGCGCACGCUAAUGCAGGAGCCAACCAGUCAUGUAAACAGUUUACAAACUACACACGCGCUGUAUGUCCUAAAGAUGUCCGAAACAUUACAUCGACUUAAAUGAGCUCUGCUGACAUCCAGUCAUGGACAUGUUUAAUAAAGUUACGGCUUUUCUGCAGCAGGCUUUGGAAACGAGGGAGCCUUCGAUAGACCUUCUGGACUCUUUUGUGGAUCACUGGAAAGCAAUAACCAACUAUUACAUUGAAACUACUGAUGAGUCUCGUCCGGUGAAGCACACAGACAUCCCAUGGAGAUUAAAACAGAUGCUGGAUAUCCUGGUGUACGAAGAAAAGCAGGAAGGCGAGGAAACUGGUCCUUGUAUGGAGUAUUUACUCCAGCACAAAAUACUGGAGACACUUUGCACACUGGGGAAAGCACAGUAUCCUCCAGGCAUGAGUCAACAAGUCAUGCUCUUCUUCUCUAAAGUCCUGGGCCAGAUCCAAAAACCUAUGCUGCAUUUAAUCAACGUAUAUCGACCUGUACAGAAAUUGAUUCAACUAUGUGGACUUCCCGAGUCGCAGACAGAGAAAGAGGAAUCUCAGUUUUUAUUUGUUGUUUGCACUCGAGUGAAGAAAGAUCCCUAUGUCCUCCACUACAUCCUUGAGGAUAGCAAAGAGAUUCAGAAGCAGAGGUCCAGUUCUACCUCAGAAGAGGCUGGAGAGGAGGGGUGCAGUGGACCCUCCUGUCCGGAGAGGACUUCCUCCUCCUCCGGUGCUGCCCGGACUGAAGCUCAUCACUCCAGCUCACCUCAGACAGUCAAAGGCAUUAUACCUGUACUCAUACACCUGGGAAAAUGUCAGAAAAGUCGCAUUGCCCUCCGAGCUCUGGAGAGUUUGUUGCUGCUGGUCAGUUUACCACAGGAAGACACCGCACAGCUGCUGGCUGAGAGAACGCCACUGUGUCACUUACUCGCUCAAAGAUUAACUGAACUUUACUGCCUUAUACCCACAACACUCGACCCUGCAGAUAUACACAGCUUCCCCAAUAUACAGUGGAGGACUCAGUUUACAGAGGACAGUGCAGAGGAGAGUCAAUCUCUCCGUGGCAGUGAACACAUCUACAGGUUCUUCAGCUUUCUGGAUUACUGCAAUCAAAUCAUCAAUGAUGCACCAAAGGUACUUGCUAUUAAAAUGGCCAAAGCAAUUCACGAUCAAUGGCUUAUGGGAAUCAUCGAGCCUCAUCUUCUUCAGAUGUCAGAGGUCGGGGUUUUAGUACACACCGCUCUGCUGUCCUGCUCUUUACGUCACACACAUUCUCCCGUCCUCCUGGAGGAGUUUGUUCAGUUUCUUUUGGGCAGCGACACACAAUGCGAACAGCGAGAUGACACCCAUUCACACACCCUCCGUUAUCGCCUUAUUGAACACUGCAAUCACAUUUCUGAUGAGAUCAGCAUCACCACUUUGCGAGUGUUUGAGGAGCUUCUACAGAAACCCAACAAGCACAUCUUGACCAAUCUGGUGCUGCGAAACCUUGAGAAGCGCAGCUACAGGCUGCCUGGGUCAGGGGGCGGGGACGAAAGACAAGGAUCCGAACCGGAUCUUUUAGAAGAGUCUGACGAUCUGGAAGAAGAUCCCUUCUUCACAGACAUGUAUGAAGACAGUGGAUUCGGCGGGCAGGAGACUCUCCUCUCUCUGCCCAGUGUUAGACAGAGACGUAACCCCAACACAGAUAUACAAGUCGCUGACUUCGUCAACAGCUUCUUGUGUUUAGUGCCUCAAGAGGCAAAAACAUCCCAUCUCGUGCAGGAGGCAGGAUAUGAAACGUACGUUCAUGAUGCACACAGAAUGUUAAAAGAAUGCACUGCUUUGUCAAUGGAGUGGAAUUGGCCAGAAUCUGUCAAAACCCUUGAAAGUCCUUCAGCUACAGACUUUUAUGAAGGGCACUUCCUUAAAAUGCUGUUUGACAGGAUUGCUCGCAUACUAGAGCAGCCAUAUGAGCUGAAUCUGCAGGUGACCUCCGUUCUGUCCAAGUUAGCUGUUUUUCCUCACCCUCACCUGCAUGAGUACUUACUGGACCCUUACAUUAGCCUAAGCCCUGGAGCACGGUCCCUCUUCUCAACUCUUGUCAGGGUGAUAGGAGAGCUGAUGCAGCAAAUCCAACACAUCCCUAAUGUGACAGAGAGACUGAUGAUCAUCAGGAGACAACUGAUGGGAGAGGAGGAGGAGACUAUGGUGGACCAUGCGACACUGUUAAAGGGUGUAAUAGUGCUUGAGGAGUUUUGUAAGGAACUGGCUGCCAUUGCAUUCGUCAAACUGCCCGUGGAACAGCAAUAAAACCCGAUGCCAGAAACCAAAGAAUAGAAAGUAUCAGCACCUGAACAACGUCUCUAUUGACAUGAAAAAAAAGAGUUGCACACGGUGUAGUUAUGUGGCAAUAUUUUUACAUAUCAAAGUCACUUUUAAUGUUGGAGAAGCCAACUUGCCUAAUGGCUUACCUUUUCAGCAUUGUACAUAAAAAGCAAGCGAGUAUAGAAGACUGAUGGUAUGAUAUAAGAUAAAGAGCGAACUGUGAAGUUGCUCAUUCUUCAUACCUGCACACACAUCAGAUCUUGAAGAAUAAUAAUAAAAUUUCACUUCAAGUGGCAUUAAUAGGACAAAAUUGUCUUUUGCACAAUAAUAUUGUGGGGAGGGUUGUUACUCAGUAGUUUUAUAUACAACCAGUCAAUCAACUAAGAGACUUUUAUUAGAAUUUAGAAAUUUUAAUAAAGCAGAGGCGACCUAGUUUGGACUUAUAAUGUUAUAUUUAUUUGAUUGUGUAAAGCAAAACCUGAUCUCAGAGCAGAAGAUUUUAAGCCAUUGCACAUCCUCUUUUACCUUUCAUUCAUUUCUUUGUAUUGCUAUAUUAACUGGACUUGUUAAUACUCUUGGUGUGUAAAUUAAGUAUCUUUGCAGUAAGAUAUUUUUAUUUAUCUUCGAUUUUCUGAAAUGUAUGUAAAUCAAUGUUUCAUUUUGGUUUUAUGGCUAAAGCAAAGAUCCAGAGUGGUACAGAUUUUUUUUGUGUGUGUGUGAGUGUGAUUGUCUAGCUGUUUAUAAUUGGCCUUUAUUCUCAAUAGGACCGGAGGUGAUAUGUGACGUAUUUUGUGAUUUCAUUAAAAUGCUAAACAGCAUGACUGUAAGCAAUAAUUGCUCUUUUACAGUACAUUACAGUACUCUUCACAGCAAUAAACUCCUAAAAAUGUUCAUACAAAA